Caenorhabditis remanei is the source of this 831-nucleotide messenger RNA. RefSeq lists its product as uncharacterized. NCBI's taxonomy places the organism in Eukaryota, Metazoa, Nematoda, Chromadorea, Rhabditida, Rhabditidae. The transcript has 5 exons. The coding region runs from base 1 to 831 and encodes 276 amino acids. The record is from RefSeq and is a predicted model, not a curated record.
AUGAUUGUAACCGUCGCAUCUCCAUUUGCUCAUGGAGUUCCAAUGCAAAUCGAUCUUGAUGAUUUCCCCCAACAUCUUGCUUUCUUCCAAUUGAUGAGCGUGGAUGGAAUAUUGGAUUUUUGCAAUCAGUUCGAUAUCGCCAAGCCUCUCACCAGCGCACCAGAUGAGGAAAUCAAACAAUUCUGUGAUCAAUUCAAUCAAUGUGUUGCAAAAUUUCGCAGAAAGUCCUUCUGGAUCUCGAAGCCAUUCGACUUAUUGAGUCGAAUGAGCCCAAGCAAAAUGAUGAAGUUGACAUUCGGGUUUGCUGAUGCCAUGGAUUCAGAAGAGGAGGAAGUCGUCCCUGGCCAAUGGUCAUCUACGGAAAUCAUCAAAUACCUGGAAGGAGUCGGGAACGACGGAUGGCAGGUGAUCAUAGUCGGAGGAGGAAAAGGUCUUAUGGCCUCGGCACUCGCCUGUUUGAAAAGCCAUAUGAAAGUGUAUUGUCUCCCCACACCAUCAGAGAGCAAGGAAACAUGCUUGUCCUUCACAGCUGCCCACAAAAAGUAUUACGACUACUUCGGGAAGAAGACCGGCAAAAUCGUGUACUUGGAUGGAAAAAAAGUGGAUUUUGAUAUCAUUCGUUACACAGAUAUUAUUAUCUGCAACGUGCCGCCUGUAGAUAGAGAAGAAAUGACAGAAACAGUCAAGGAUUUGAGAAGAUUCUGUUAUCAAAAGUUUUUGGUCAAUAAGGAGAUAGAAGACACUACAAGCGAGAACAUCAACGAUGACUCAGCCGAGGACGAGAAGACAAGCGAGAAUAUCAUCGCUGACCCAACCAAGAAAGCCGACUGA